Molecule: messenger RNA, 2016 nt
Organism: Rotaria sp. Silwood1
Lineage: Eukaryota; Metazoa; Rotifera; Eurotatoria; Philodinida; Philodinidae
Source: the annotation of a GenBank genome assembly
AUGGUUUCGUUCAUACAAGUAGUAGUAGUAGUGAUAGGUAUUUCAUUUGUCGAUGGAAUAAAUAAUACUGCCUGUAUACCGACCUUCAAACAAAAAAAUACAUCAACAAUAUUAACUAAUCUUCGUCAAGAAAUGCGGAAUGUAAGUAUUGGAAUAUAUGUUGUUUUCUCUAAUGACGAACAUGGAAGUGAAUAUACACAACCGUAUGAUAAACGACGUGAUUGGAUUACAGGGUUUCGUGGUUCGUCAGGUAUAGCAGUGAUUUCAUUACGAACCGCAGCUUUAUGGACAGAUAGUCGUUAUUUUACACAAGCGGAAGAAGAAUUGGAUUGUGCUAAUUGGCUUUUGAUGAGAAAUGGAAAUGAAGAUGUACCACAUCUGAUUAGUUGGUUAGUUACUGAAGCACAACAGACAGAUUGGUCAUUAGGUAUUACAACUAAAUUUAUUUCUUCAGCAUGGUGGUUAGCGGCAAAUAACGCAUUAAAAACAAUAGGAAAACAACUUCAGCCUGUUAGUGAUCUUGUUGAACGUAUUUGGCCAAGUAAUGAACGUCCAAAAGAAUCACAAAAACCAAUUUUUCAACAUGAUAUUCAAUAUGCAGGUGAAAAUGUUACUCAAAAAUUAGAUCGAACAACUACUGAACUUCAACGAUUUGGGGCAACAGUAACUGUUAUAAGUGCUCUCGAUGAAAUAGCAUGGCAAUUUAAUUUACGUGGUGCUGAUAUUCCAUAUAAUCCUUUUUUUAAAUCAUAUGCUAUCAUUUACACUAACUAUACUAUUCGUCGACCGGAAUUAUUUGUUAAUUUAAAACAAAUCAAUCGAAGGAUAUAUCCUGUUGGUGUUAAUGUAUUUGAUUAUUCAAAAUUUUGGUCACAUUUACAUGCAAUAGUGAAUGAUCCAAGUAUAGAAAAAAUUUGGAUUAGUGCUUAUGUAUCUCAAGCUAUAUUAAAUUUAAUACCUGAUAAUAAACUAAUAUUACCAUUAUUGAAUUCACCCAUACAACGUAUAAAAGCACAAAAAAAUGCUAUAGAAAGAAAAGGUAUGCGAGAUUGUCAAAUACGAGAUGCUGUUGCUCGUAUGAAACAUAUUGGAUGGAUUGAACAACAAUUAAAUAAUGGAAAAUCAAUUAAUGAAACAGAAUCAGUUGAUCGAUUAAUUUUUUAUCAAAAACAACAAGAUAAAUUUCAAUAUCCAAGUUUUGAUGCUAUUUCAGCAUCUGGUGAUCGAGCAGCUGUUGUUCAUUAUUCUCCAGAACCACCAACAGCUCGACAUAUUACUAAAGAUCAAGUGUAUUUACUUGAUGCUGGUAGUCAAUAUCUAGAUUGUACAACAGAUAUAACACGAACACAUCAUUUUGGUACUCCAAAAGAUUUAGAAAAACGUGCUUAUACACGUGUACUUCAAGGUGUACUUGCUAUUGCCAAUACGUUUUUUCCAGCAGGAACAUAUGGUCGAUCCCUUGAUCAUCUCGGUCGAAUGUAUUUGUAUAGAGAUGGUAUGACCUUUGGACAUGGUGUAGGUCAUGGUAUUGGUCAUUUUUUAAGUGUGCACGAAGGUCCACAAAGUAUUAUAUUGGAAUACAAUGAAUAUGAAGAAGCAUUAGCUGAGGGAGUAUUCAUUUCGGAUGAACCAGGGUUUUAUAAACCAGGUGAUUUCGGUAUUCGUAUAGAAAAUGAUGUUGAGGUUGUAUUAGCAAAGAAGAGUCCAUAUGAUAAAAGACCAUUUUUACGUUUUAAUACAAUUACACUUGUACCGUAUGAACGUUCAUUGAUUGAUGUUACAUUAUUAACAAAUACACAAUUAAAUGCUAUCAAUAAAUAUCAUGCAAAAGUAGAGCGAAUUUUAGAACCUUUACUGAAAGAUGAUCAAGCAGCGUUAAAUGCAUUGCGUUCACGUACGAAAAAACUAGAUCUUCAACCAGUAACAACGAUUUCAAAAUUAUCCAACAAAACAUUUAUUAGUAUUAGUUCAACAUUUCUAAUAACCUUCGUUUUGAUUAUAAUAAUUUUAUUUUAA